Messenger RNA from Coturnix japonica (Japanese quail), 3581 nucleotides. Its product is annotated as LHFPL tetraspan subfamily member 7 protein-like. Gene Ontology annotation, cellular component: membrane. Lineage: Eukaryota; Metazoa; Chordata; Aves; Galliformes; Phasianidae. The record is from RefSeq and is a predicted model, not a curated record.
CGCCGCGGCGGCUGCGCGGCCGCGCUGCGGCGCCGCCGAUGCUGUCGGUGCCGGUGCCGGUGUCGGGCGCGGGGGCGGCGCGGGGUCCGAGCUCCCUGCCCCGGCGGCGCACCAUGUGCAGCGGCGUCGGCUGCUUCUGGGCGCUGCUCUCCGCGGGGCUCCUGGCCGCCUGCGCCGCCGCCUUCCUCUCCCCGGCCUGGCUGCUGCCUCCCGGCCGAGCCGCCGCCGGCUUCGGUUUGCUGUGGCGCUGCUCCGGGCCGCCCCGCGGCUGCCACGGCUCCGCCGGUCCCGGCGGCUUCGGAGACAUCCCGUCCGGCUCCUGGCAGACGAGCGCCGUGCUGUGUGCGGGUGGCUGUGCCCUGCUGGCCCUCAGCUCCCUGCUGGCCAUCGUCGCCAUCCUGCUGCCCAGCGGAGCCUGUGAGAGGAAAGUCUGCACCCUGGCCGGCUACAUGCAGACAGCAGCAGUGUUCAUAAUGGCUUCUGGGCUUUUGGUUUACCCUUUUGGUUUCAACUCUGCUACUGUGAAGAGAUUCUGUGAGAAUUCAGACAUCUACUAUGCAGGAGACUGCCAGAUUGGAUGGGGGUAUAUGCUGGCAAUUGUGGGGGUCAUGUUGUCUGUCUUUUUACCAUUCUUUGCAAAAUAUGCACCAAAAGAGCACAUAUCUCCAACUCCAAUACCUACUAUUUUAUAGUAUUUUAUUACUGUUUAAGAACAGAACAUUCCUGUCUACAAGCAAUGGGCAGCAGUUAUUAUAGCACUUCCAUUUAGCUGUAUUGCUAAAGAGAAAAACUGAAAGAAAAAAAAAAAAAAGAAAAGAAAAGAAAAAAAAAGAAGAAAAAAAAGGAGAUGGGGAGAGAAGGUCAGAUUCACAAAGACCAAAAGUGCAUUGAUAGUCUUCCGUACACACGAGUAGCAAAUGCUCUGGAAUUAAACUAAGAUGAAUCAGCAGCCUUUGUACUGCUCUGAACACACAGCGUCAGGCCUGAGACAAAAACUAAUAUCUGUUUAUCCUCAAAACAUCUGUCUACCUCCCAGGCUGUUUCUUUUGUGUCUCUAAACCUUAAGACUUUUAAAAGCUUCAAUCCACUUUUUAUAUAUUUUAGAUGUGAAAACUUUUGUGAUCCCAAUAAUUUUAAAACCAAUGACAAUAUUUUGUUAUAAUUAUUUUGGUUAAUUAAAAAUAAAAAAAAAAAGCCUACUAGUAGCCAUGGCCUACAAUUAAGCCUGAUAACUAAAAGUGUGUAACAGAAAAAUUUUCUUUUUAAUCUCUGUGUAUUAGUAGUACCUCCAUAUUGUCAGUUGUCAGACACUUUCAUUCUGAUCUAAUCCUCAAGAUUUACAGUCAUGUUCAUGAAGAUCACACAGAGAGAGAUGUAGCUGCAUCCAAAGGCUCAUGAUGAUGUAACAGGUUAAGAAGAAAAAAUGCUUCUUUUUCCCAUGUUUCUUCAAUUCUCAUUUUAAGUGGAAUUUCACCAAAUGAUUUGAACUAUGACAGCUGUAGGUUUGUUGUUGCUGCUCUUUAAGGCAAUAAACAACAAUCUCCAUUUGCAAAAAGUAUGUGCCCUAUAGCCCAUAUGUGUAAUGGCAGAACAAGCCAGAAUUAACCAGUUUCUAAUAUAUCCAAUUCUUUUAAGAUCCUGCUAUUGUAACACACAUACAUAUGAAGUGUUACUGCAUAGUACUAAGAAGAAGAAUCCAGUUCCACAUCAGAACCAGCACAUGGCCAUUGUUCAUGGGCUCAUGUGGGAAAUCCAUCUAAUCUCCUCACUAGCAUUGGAUUCAUUACUAUCAAAGAUUGAAGUAAGUGCACUUGAUUCCUCAAGGAAGGGAAACAUUGGGUUCCAAGCUCUCCCCAUUGUUAUGUGUUGCAUUUUAAAAAAUUUGAAUUCUAAUCUUAUAUUUUAUUUUGUAUUAUUUAUUAACAAGCACAUAGAUUAUAUUUAAUUCAGAGCCGUACUUCUCAGUUCUGCAUUUUGGCACAACCUAAGUGAUCAGGUUCCUUACUCUUCACUUAUCUGAGCCCAACUAAUUCCAGAAGUUAGUGUUGUUUUUAUGUUGUUCUUCUAAUGGAAAGUGUACAUGAAGGAACAGACAGAGACACGUUGAGGAUGUGUAAGAAAAUGCAAACAGAUAGAACAAUCACUGUGUAAUUUUAAUACGUCAAAGACUUCUACAGUCUGGUGGUUUACAUUCCUCACACUUCUGAACUUCAAUGGACUGUUGCACUGUUUUACCUAAAUAAUGAUCUGUUAUGUUUUCAUGCACUCCAAAAGCAAAUUCUGCACACGAAAUAAGCUUCAUCAGUAAUCUUUAGAAAUACAGAUUUCAUAGUAGAAUUAAGGACAAUAAGAACUGAGAGUGAAAUACUGCGUUUUUGCUCUCAGUGAAUAAGAGAUGACAUCCUCCAAAUACUUCACAAAUUAGAUUGAAGGAAUGUCAAAAAUAAGCAGAAUUGAUUUCCAUCAUUUCUGUAUAGUAGCAUGCUUCCCAGUAACAUCUUUUAAAUGAAAAGCUAAAACAGACCAUUUUUGUAUAAAAGGCAGAAAAGUGAGGAAUAACAACCAACAAGUGAAAUGAAAUUGAUAACCACAAAGUAGAGAGAGACAGAGAUGCAGGCUUUUCUUUCCUAACCAAUCUGUGCCUUUACUCUAGAACCAUUAGACAAGACAGGAUCAAUAUGGUUAAAAAGAAUCAACAUCUGAAACGUGUGAUGUGUAUAAACUGUAUUACGUAGGGUUUUUUCUGUUUUGUGUAAUGUUUGAGGCUGUCACUUAAUGUUCCACUAGAAAAGUGAUUUGUUAGUGUGCAAAAAAAAUUGCAAGGACCUAAACACCAAAAGUAAAAUGUUAUAUUUUUCUUAACAUCCAUGCCAUACCUGCCGAACACAAACAAUCAGUUCCUGUCAUUGCUUAUUAACUUUAACAUAUGCAGAACUGGAACCAUUAUUCAACCAAAAUUGCUAAGGACUACAGCACUUGUGUGAUGCUGAACACACACACACACACACACACUCACACUUGCAAUUCUGGCCCCACUGCUCAAACUUCCUUUGUAAUUUUUAUAACUUACUGUUUUAAUGGAGUUCUACAAUUUACAACACUGCUGUACCAUGUCUUUUACUUCUUUAAACUCAGCCCCUUUUGUUGUGAGAGCUGUCAGGCUCUAUUUCCUACUAUGAACCAAACUAAUGCCUCCAUUUAGAAAUUUUAUUAAUAUUUUACCAUAUAUUAAAGAAAUUGAGCAUAUGUAAAUGACCCCCAUAACCGGAUAGGCAAAACCUUCCUUUGAACAUCCAUGCUCAGAACCAGCUUGGCACAGAAGAUGGAGAUAAAGCAAAGGAUUCUUAGCACAGUUAGUCAAGCAUAUGCUUUAGCUCCUCAAAGUGACAGCUUUGGUAGGGUGUUGCUAACAAUACAUAUGCUAACACUGACAGAUCACUUUUUAAAAUAAAGGCUGUCUGCGAGUUGAACUGUGUAAAGCGUUUUCUUGUUAAAAGUCAAACAAUUUAUGGGAUCAGGUUCAAGUUUUAUUCUAAAUAUAUAAUUUUCUAAGUGUAACUAAAAGCUGUAUUUUCCAUUAA